This is a messenger RNA of Amblyraja radiata (thorny skate), 1448 nucleotides long. RefSeq names its product zinc-binding protein A33-like. Gene Ontology annotation, molecular function: protein binding; zinc ion binding. The transcript is spliced from 6 exons. Lineage: Eukaryota; Metazoa; Chordata; Chondrichthyes; Rajiformes; Rajidae. The coding region runs from base 30 to 1424 and encodes 464 amino acids. The record is from RefSeq and is a predicted model, not a curated record.
UUUCAAACCAGGAAGUGGCAGGAGUUAAAAUGGCUUCUAAAGAGCAGGUCGAGAAUUUAACAGAGGAGGCAAUUUGUCCCAUCUGUCUGGAUUUCUUCACCGAACCGGUGUCACUGGAGUGUGGGCACUACUUCUGCCGCUCCUGUAUCACACAGAGUUGGGACAGGGAGGAGAAAAACUCCUGCCCGGAAUGUAGAGAGGUGUUUACAGACCGCAGCCUCAGGGUUAGUCGGGCCUUGGCGAGACUGUCUGAGAAAGUUCGAACACUGAGCCUGAAUACGGAAGAGAAGGAAAGUAAACAUCACUGCGAGGAACAUCAGGAAGAACUGAAGCUGUUUUGUGAAACUGACAAGAAACUGAUCUGUGUGAUUUGUGCAGUUGGGCGGGAACACAGAAAACAUCGUUUCAUGCAGAUAGAUGAAGCUGUUGAAAUCUACAAGGAUCAGGUUAAAUCAUCCAUACAAUCUCUGACAACAAAUAAAUCAGCCAUCCAGGAAAUGGAAGAGCAACAGAAGCAGAAGAUUUCCCAAGUCCGGGAGCAGUCACAAAGCCUCAAGUCUCACGUCACAUCUCAGUUUGCUGAACUGCACCAGAUUCUCGUGAAGAAAGAACAGCACAUUCUCGGAGAGAUCAAGGAAGAAGAGGAGAAGAUUCUAAGUCCAAUGGAGAAAAAUCUUCAAGACAUUCGAGAGAAUUUAAACACUAUUGAGGAGGAACUCUCAAAUCUGCAGGGGCGAAUGGAACAAACAGACAUCGUGUUAUUUCUGAAGGAGGAAGCUGGUCGCAAGAGAGAUCGGAAGAGAGUGAGAAAUACCGGGACCGGGAGGAGUCUCCCUGACACCGGGAAGAGGUUUACAGAGUAUGCGUGUGUGCUGGGAUCGGAGGGAUUCACAUCGGGGAGACAUUACUGGGAGGUGGAAGUGGCGGAGAAUCAGCGGUGGAUUCUGGGAGUCGCCGCAGAGUCUUUGGAGAGGAAGAAACAGUUCACACAGGCCCCGGAGACUGGAGUCUGGAGCAUCUGGCGGGGGGGUGACGAGUUUGAUGCAGUCACCUCCCCUGAAUCCCCUCUCCCCGCCCGUCCCAUCCCCGGGAGGGUGGGAGUUUAUCUCAGUUAUGAGUCCGGGACAGUUUCAUUUUACGACGCGGCCACCAAGUCCCAUCUCCACACCUUCACUGGGAAUAAAUUCACGGAGAAACUUUCUCCUCUCUUCUGGGCUGGGACGGAAAACCAGUGGAUGAGAAUCUGCUCCGGUUCCGUAAAAGGGUCGGGUCCCGGGACCGGCGUCAGGAGCGGGGCUCAGGGGCUGUGGGGCAGAAACCCGAUGGACAACAGGUCUGCGCUGAACGAAUGGCUCCCAUUUAAUCCCCAAAUUCCGCGUCGUGAAACCCCAGUGAGCGCGGAAAUAAAACCAGGGGGAAUGUAAAUGUGGGAAGUGUGAAAUAAACAA